GCCGUUGCUAAGGCUGUCCCUGACUCUGCCGUCUACAUCAGCUGAAGUCCGACUGUCCGACUCCGAAACCACCGAUAGUGGAGUGCGGACGGAGUCACCGGGCGGUCACUGCUGGUUCGUGUGCCGUGUGUUGUCUCCCGAGUGUGUUUGUGUGGUGGUGCGGGACACAGGCAUCACCAUGGUGGCUCAGCAGCUGACAUAUAAUGGCCAGGUGGCAAUUGUCACAGGCGCUGGGGGAGCCCAGGUUCUGCCUUUCCACACACUGCCCCCACUGAGGUACUAAUGUGACCUAACCAAGCCCCGGGCCUCCUGCCACCAGGCAACUUUGAUAUGCCUUGGGAGAGCCUAUGCAUUGAUGUUUGGGUCUCGUGGGGCCAAGGUGGUUGUGAAUGACCUUGGGGGAGAUACCAAGGGGCAAGGACAGAGCUCUCGUGCUGCUGACAAAGUGGUGGAGGAAAUCCGUCAAGCUGGAGGGGUUGCUGUGGCCAACUAUGAUUCUGUUGAGGAUGGCGAUAAAAUUGUACAGACAGCCUUGGACAACUUUGGCCGGGUUGACAUUCUCGUGAACAAUGCCGGCAUCCUCCGAGACCGAUCCUUCCCCCGCACCUCUGACACUGAUUGGGACCUGGUGCAGCGGGUCCACCUGCGCGGCUCCUUCAUGGUGACCCGAGCAGCAUUCCCUGUCAUGAAGAAGCAGAAGUUUGGCCGCAUCAUCAUGACAGCAUCCACAUCAGGCAUAUUUGGCAACUUUGGACAGGCCAAUUAUAGUGCUGCCAAGCUGGGAUUGCUGGGCCUGAGCAACACAGUGUCCAUUGAAGGUCAGAAGUACAACAUCCACUGCAACACCAUUGCUCCUGUCAGUGGCACACGCAUGACAGAGGGCAUCCUUCCCCCCGACUUGUUUGAUGAGUUCAAGCCAGAAUUAGUGGCACCUUUAGUCCUGUGGUUGUGUCAUGAGGACUGUGAGGACACUGGCGGACUCUUCCUCACUGCUGGUGGCUGGUAUGGCAAAUUCCGGUGGGAGUGUACUAACGGUGUGAUGUGUCGCAAGUCCCGGGAGGAGACGGUGACGCCAGAGGUGGUGAGGGACCACUGGGACAUGAUAACUGACUUCACUCACAGUUACAACCCAGAGUCAGGCCAGGAGGCAACAGCUCACCUGGUUGGGGCUCUGCAAGAAAUGGACAGUGCAGGAGACACUUCAAACUCUGGCCCACCAUCUGUCUCUCCCUCAGCAACCACUGGCCCAAUGUCGGCUGUGGGGAUAAAGGUGCAGCCCAAGACGUUCACCUACACCUUCAAAGAUGUCAUCCUGUAUGCACUGGGAGUUGGUAUGUCAACUCAGGAUGAAGACGCCCUGCAGUUUUUAUAUGAGAACAGUGAAGACUUCAGUCCUCUACCCACAUUUUGUGUUGUGCCUGCCCAGGCUGUCAUGAUGGAUGGGGCUUUGUGGUCCAGUAUUCCUGGCUGGUCUGUGGACCUCAGUAAGUUGCUGCAUGGAGAGAUGUACAUAGAGCUGCUGAAGCCACUCCCUCCCUCAGCAACCCUUUCCACUGACAUGGAGGUGGUGGAGGUGCUGGAUAAGGGAUCUGGUGCUGUCCUCACCGCUGACACCGUCAGUCGGAAUGAGAGUGGUGAGCCAUUGUUCCGCAGCCAGUGGUCGCUGUUCCUGGUGGGUGAAGGCAACUUUGGGGGUCCAAGGAGGAGUACCAAGGCUGUCCCCCUCAUGGACCACCCCAACCGUGCUCCAGACGCCUCCGAGGAGGUUGUCACUGGAGUAGAUCAGGCAGCCUUGUACCGCCUUAGUGGGGAUUUGAAUCCUCUGCACAUCGAUCCUUCCUUUGCUGCGAUGGGAGGCUUUGCUCAGCCCAUCCUGCACGGCCUCUGCUUCUAUGGCAUCACAGGACGGGUCAUUCUCAAGAAGUACUGUGGCAAUGAUCCAAGCAGGUUUAAGGCCAUGAAGGCACGUUUUGCCAAGCCUGUGAUCCCGGGCCAGAGGCUACUGGUGGACAUGUGGAAGGAAGGCAGUCGUGUUUACUUUACUUGCACCGUGAAGGACACCGGCAAAGUUUGUCUAACAGGAGGCUAUGUAGAUAUCAUCGACCAAGAACCGUCCACCUCACCUGGCGGUGGUGUUUCAAGCACAGCUGAGAGUGCAGUGGCAUGUGCAGGACUGUUUGAGGAGAUGACCAAGAAGGUGGCUGACAACCCUGACCUUGCUGACAAAGUGAAGGCUGUAUUCUUGUGGAACAUCAACAAAAACAAGUCUCUUGCAGCUCAGUGGACUGUGGACCUGAGAAAGGGCCCUGGGAAGGUGUACACAGGCCCUCCCAAUGAUGGUGUCAAGCCCAAUGUGACCUUAACCUUGGAAGAUGAAGACAUGGUGGCCUUAGGGACAGGCAAGCUCAAUCCCCAGAAAGCUUUCAUGUCUGGCAAGCUGAAGGUUUCUGGCAAUGUGAUGCUUACUCAGAAACUGCAGCCUCUUCUCAAACCACAGGCCAAGAUGUGAAUCCGUCAAGUUUCUUUGACUUUCUUCCUUUCUUAAAACUUGUGUUGAGAAGCUCUAAUUCUUCAGUGUAAUAUUUCCUAGUUUCUUGUGGGGCUAGUGUCUCUAAGCACUAUUAACCUGUUCGCUGCGGCACUAUUUUUCAAAACGUACCGCCAGUGCGGCGGGUUUGAGCAAUUUUUUUUUAUUGCGGAAAAGGAAACCUUGUGGUACAAAACCAAAGAAAAAUGGGUUCUAAGUACCUGUUGUAUAUGUAAAGUUUUGCGCUAUAAGCCAAAACGUGUCUGAGCCAGGCAUUUUCUACGCCCACUGUGGUGAGCGGUAAAUACCAGCUGAUGGGUCGGGAGUCACGAGAUAAGCCUCGUCCAAGGUCAUGAACAUAAACAAAGCACGGGCAGUCUUCAGGGAUGACUCUGUCAAAAUAUAAGAGCUCGGUAACGCAUUGGGAAUAUAUUACGAAUAUUUUUAUUUGCCGACACAUAACGUGCGUCGUCCGCAGUCUUCGGAAUUUUUUUUACCAACGACACCGUGUCGUCGUCCGCAGUGGACGGGUUAAAUAUUGUUGUUGUUUUUGUAUAUAGACAGUUUUUAUAUUUAGGUUACUAUAUGGAGUGCUGGCUGGAGCAUGAAGAAAUGCAAAAUAUGUGAAAAGAACAUUAAGUUUUAACACUGAGAUGAAUACUUGAAAUAUCAUACACAGAAAGAAAACUGAAGACAUGAGAUGAAUUUGUGUCAGUUAUUGAAAGGGUAAGAUAAACAAGACUGAGGUGGAUGAAGGAAGUGGUGAGGAAGGAGGACAGUCUGAUGAGGAGAAGAGUGAGGCAGACUGCAGAAGUUGAAAAAAUACAAAGGCUUAGCUCAAUCUCUUUUGUCACACCAAUAGUCCUAAGCCUCCCUCCUCCACCCUCCACCUCCAUCAGUGUCUUCCAUUACCCCAAGUUCUCUGAUCUGCAAGGUAAAUACAGUUUAUAAAACCAGUUUAUUUCUUUACAUUCUUUCUCUUUUGUUAUAUUUUAUUAUAUUUUUGUAUAAUAUUUGUCAUUUAUGAAUAUCUUUUCUUAUCUAAAAAUGUAGAAAAUGAGUUUUGGGCAGGGAACAAAUUAAUGGCAUUCCAGUCAAUUUCAAUGGGGAAAAUUGAUUUGAGAUACAAGCAAAUUGAGUUACGAGCUCUGUCACGGAACGAAUUAAACUCAUGUCGACAUAGCUACCACUGUAUGUAUUUUUCACUGUUGUGACAGUGUGUAGUGUGUGCGUUGUUGUUGGCAGAGACAGGGUGGAGUCAGCAUUUAAUACAAUUAGAGGUGUAAAAAUGUAUACCUAAAUGUACAGUUCUCAUGAGGGGUUUUUAUGGAUGAUCCUACUUACACAACUUGAACUUUGUAUGGAAAGUCAUUUGCUACACAUUCACUGUACUCUACUGGAUGAACUGCCUUUCUCUUCUGGUGAAUGAGGUCAUGCAGUGUUUGGCUUCAGGAGGGCCAGUACGUUAGGUAAUGGUACUGCAGGUUUUGGAUUUAGUUCUCAGUAUUAAUAAGCACAAAACCGGUGUUCCUUGAAAGUUAUAUUUUAAUGGGAAAUAUUUAAUUUUGCAUACAUUAUGUCCUUUUUAAUAUAGUUAUGGUGUUUGUUUAGGAUGUGAGCUGUUAUAAAGAGAUUGUAUUCAUAUACUAUAUAUGUAUUUAAAUUAUUUUUUUUCCUAUUCUUUUCCCAAACCUGCCUAAUGAUGGAAUGUAUAUGGUCAUUUUGCAGCAGAAUUAUACAAGAAACUGAUUU
Portunus trituberculatus (swimming crab) is the source of this 4279-nucleotide messenger RNA. RefSeq names its product peroxisomal multifunctional enzyme type 2-like (gene Mfe2). The record is from RefSeq and is a predicted model, not a curated record. The coding region runs from base 356 to 2509 and encodes 717 amino acids. The transcript has 17 exons. Gene Ontology annotation, molecular function: oxidoreductase activity. NCBI's taxonomy places the organism in Eukaryota, Metazoa, Arthropoda, Malacostraca, Decapoda, Portunidae.